CGGAAAUAUGCGUGACGUCACGAGCAAUACAGGAAGUCAGUCUGACUUGUGUUUUGCUUUUUAGUUUUAAACGAGUCAGAUUGAUUUGCAGCCUUGAACGCAGUCGAAUCGACAUGAAACCGCCGCCUCGCACGCGCAAACCGGUUCGCAACCUGAACCCGGACCCCAAGCCUUGCCGAACCAAGCGAGCCUGCGCGUGGUCCAGAAAGGAGCAGCGAAGGCUGCUGGACGCCCUGACGAGGCAGAGCUCCUCCCGCGACGGAGGCACGCUGGAGAACAUCGACUAUAGUCUGCUCAAGAAGGAUGUCCCUUCUCGCUCCGAUUGCGAGAUCCGGUCUGUGGUGGAACGCCUCCAGAACAAGGUGAUCUCUGGCGCCAUCCUGCAGCUGAAGACCAGAACGCUGGCAGAGAAGAAGGCAAUGGUGCCCAUCCAGAUGUGGACUCGUCUGGCCCAGGCCGUGUCUGGGAGCUUCAACGGACCACUUUGCAAGGCUUUCGCUCAGAUGUGGACCGUGGCAUCCACGGAGCCUCACACUCUCAGGAACAGCCAACUGCCGCAGCUUGAUGCAGCGAUGAGCAACGACAGAACCGUCUGUCUGAGUGCCGCUGUCGGACCCACGCCGGCCGAAGUGCUGGUAAAAAGUCCAGCUGCUGCCAGUGCGGGUCCGACGGCCUCCCCUGCAGUCCCAGUUGAGCAGCCGAGUCUUUCGAGUCCAACCACCUCUGAGGACUUCGCGGUGGACUUUGAGAGGAUUUACAAUUACCUGAGUGGCCUUCACAAGUCAGAGGACGAGUGUGAGCUCACGGCCAUGGAGAGCGCCGUGGUCUUGGACUUGGUGAUGUCUCUCCCAGAAGAAUUGAGUCUCCUCCCCUGCCAAAGUUUGCACAGACAUCUCAUCCAGGUGGAGUCACUCCUACAAGAAGACCAGCACCGAGGAGACAGACCACUGACUAAUUGCAGCCCUGCUCUCCGUUCCGCAGGCCCACCAGAACUUGUCCGAAGCAAAGCACUCCGAGAAGGCGCGACAAGUUCUGACGGAGCUUCAGAAGCAGCGGCGAGGAAGCGAUCCAGAGCCUCAACAAAACGUCACAAACGCCGCCGAAGGGGAAACAUUGUGGAGUGGCGAACCAAAGUGGACGGGACUCUGUCCCCCUCUCAACCCAUUCAUGAUUCCAAUGGAACUGCUGAAGAGAAGAUAGGACUUCAUAUUGCUUUUAGGCACACGACAUUUCCAUUGGGUGUAAAUUCACACUUGUAUUAGUGUUGAUUCUUGGCUCUAAUAAAACCACUUACUCAAAGGGCCAAUCUUUCCCGA
Syngnathus acus (greater pipefish) is the source of this 1316-nucleotide messenger RNA. RefSeq names its product small nuclear RNA activating complex, polypeptide 2 (gene snapc2). The record is from RefSeq and is a predicted model, not a curated record. Gene Ontology annotation, cellular component: nuclear body. Gene Ontology annotation, biological process: snRNA transcription. The transcript is spliced from 5 exons. Gene Ontology annotation, molecular function: RNA polymerase II general transcription initiation factor activity. Lineage: Eukaryota; Metazoa; Chordata; Actinopteri; Syngnathiformes; Syngnathidae. Bases 114 to 1262 code for a protein of 382 amino acids.